Molecule: messenger RNA, 1518 nt
Organism: Guillardia theta CCMP2712
Lineage: Eukaryota; Cryptophyceae; Pyrenomonadales; Geminigeraceae
Exons: 8
Coding region: 1-1518 (505 amino acids)
Biological process (GO): ubiquitin-dependent protein catabolic process; regulation of apoptotic process; protein ubiquitination
Source: RefSeq, a predicted model, not a curated record
AUGGCCAGUGCGGCUUUGAGAUCAGAGACGACGCGUCUGCCUACCUCUCUCGCAACCUCGUCAUGCGGAACAUUCACAUGGGGUUCCUCAUCUACAACGGACAAUGAGGUCGCCUGCAACGGCAUGAGCGGCAUUUGCGUCAUGCUCAAUUCCUCCCCCAACAUCUCUAGGAAUCUCAUCCGCGAUAAUUGCCAGCAUGGCAUUUUCUUCACGCAAGGAGGGAAAGGGAACGUCGAGUCGAACCAGAUUCACUCCAACAGGAAGCAAGGCGUUAGGAUCGAAGGGCCGUCGGACCCCAUCAUACAGCGCAACACAAUCUUCAACGGCCUCAAACAUGGCAUCCUCGUGUGCGACGGAGGCCGAGGAACCAUCCAGGGCAAUAGCGUGCUGCGCAACAAGGGCAGCGGCAUCAAGAUCAGGAGCGAGGGGAGCCCUGUGGUCGCGGCCAAUCGUUUCCAUCACGGGGAGGGGAGGGGGAUUCACGUCGCGUCUUCGGGCAUGGGAGAAGUCUGCUGCAACUCCAUUUACCAGAAUGCGAUGGAGGACGACGUCACCCUGAACGGGGAUGACCAGCUCCAGUUCGUCAAUUGCAGCCCCGACAGGACGGGCGUGUUCGGUGAAGAGAUCGCUCCAACCAUCUCCGUCUUCAAGCAAGAUGGCGCACUUCAUGGCAUGUACUCGACGAUCAAGGACGCCAUAGCGGCAUCCGAGGAGGGAUACACGGUCAUGCUGGCCACUGGUGUCUUCGAGGAGGAUUGCGUCAUUGACAAGCCUCUGAAGAUGGUUUCAAGGGACCAUAACCUUCCCUUCGUCCACAAGGACCCGCUGGUAUCGUCCGGGCUCAUGUACGUGGGCUGCGGGAUCAUAUCGAGGAGGAGGAGGGAGCCUUGCUUGCUCGUCAGGUGCGCUGGGGUGCAUCUUAGCGGCAUUGCCAUCAGCCAGAUCGACAUACCCAUCGACCUGGACGGCGACAAGGAGGGGGGAGGCGAAGCGCAGAUGAAUGGAGAGGAAGCACACGGUACGAGCGCUGUGGUGGUGGUGGAGGAGGGGCAGCUGUCGAUGGAGAAUUGCUAUGUCUCUGCUGCCUUCGGGAGCUGCAUCUCCAUCAGGGGAGCGUCGUCCUCCAUCUCCAUGAAGAACUGCCGCAUCAUGGAAGGGUUUGGAGGGGGGAUGAGGCUCGAGGACGGGAGCCAUGGGCUGAUGAUCGAGUGCGACGUCGCAUCCAACAAGGGGACGGGGGUGGUGGUCAACAACAAGUCGCACCUGAUCAUAGAGCACAGCCAGGUGAGGGAUGGGUUGGAGGACGGAGUUGUGUUCGACUGCUCUUCCACCGGAUGCCUUGAUCGAUGUCAAGUGUUCAAGAACAGCGGGAGCGGAGUUGUCAUAUCGGGGGGCUCCGAGCCCGAUGUGCAGGAGUGCAGGAUAUUUCAGAACUACAGCUUCGGGGUCAUGGUCAGAGACGUGGGGAGGGGAGAAUCAUGUCCAACGACAUCUUCGAGAACGCCGGAGGAGAGGUGA